AUGCGUUUCACUGCCCUUGCCACUGCCAUUCUGCCUCUUGCUUGCAAUGUUUUGGCCCUCCCAGCCAAGACCGGAGAGGCCCCAAAGCUUGAUGUUUCCCUGAGCCAGGUUGACAACACCCUCAUCAAGGCUGUUGUCAAGAACACUGGCAGCGAGGACAUCACCUUUGUGCACCUGAACUUCUUCCGUGACAAGGCUCCCGUGAAGAAGGUAUCACUCUUCCGCAACGCAACGGAACUGCCGUUCCAGGGUAUCAAGCAGCGGUUCAGAACCGAAGGGCUCACUGAGGACGCCCUGACGGUUCUUGCUCCUGGUGAAUCCAUCGAGGAUGAGUUUGAUAUCGCUGCUACCAGUGACCUGUCUGAGGGCGGAAGCAUCACCAUCAGCACGGAUGGUUUUGUGCCCAUCGCCACUGGCAACAAGAUCACCGGUUCAGUGCCUUACUCCUCGAAUGAGCUCUCCAUCGAGGUAGACGCCGCUCAAGCCGCAUCUGUGGCCUCCGCUGUCAAGCCCCUUGACAAGCGCACCAAGGUUGCCUCAUGCUCUGGGACUAGAUCGAGUGCUCUCUCCACAGCUCUGAAGAACACUGUGUCCCUGGCCAACGCCGCUGCAUCGGCUGCCCAGUCUGGCUCGUCUUCCCGGUUUCAGGAGUACUUCAAGACUACGUCCAGCUCGGUGCGUAGCACUGUGGCUGCUCGAUUCCGUGCCGUGGCGAGUGAGGCAUCCAGCACCUCCUCCGGCUCUACCACGUACUACUGCACCGAUACAUACGGCUACUGCAGCUCUAAUGUUCUGGCGUACACGCUGCCUGCGUACAACAUCAUUGCCAACUGCGACAUCUACUACACGUACUUGUCUGCUCUCACUAGAACUUGCCACGCCCAGGACCAGGCGACUACCACUCUGCACGAAUUCACCCACGCUCCCGGAGUCUACAGCCCGGGAACCGAUGAUCUCGGCUAUGGAUAUGACGCAGCGACUGCGUUGAGUUCCAGCCAGGCGCUGAACAACGCUGACACCUACGCCCUGUUUGCCAAUGCCGUGAACCUCAACUGCUAG
Molecule: messenger RNA, 1059 nt
Organism: Aspergillus terreus NIH2624
Lineage: Eukaryota; Fungi; Ascomycota; Eurotiomycetes; Eurotiales; Aspergillaceae
Gene: mep20
Product: putative penicillolysin/deuterolysin metalloprotease
Exons: 3
Coding region: 1-1059 (352 amino acids)
Biological process (GO): proteolysis
Molecular function (GO): metalloendopeptidase activity
Source: RefSeq, a predicted model, not a curated record